AAUGGACAUCUUAAAGUGCAUCUAAGGAUCCACUCAGGACAGAAACCUCAUAAAUGCCUGGAGUGUGGAAAGAGCUUCUAUCUGAAGCAUCACCUUUAUAGGCAUCUAAUGAUCCACUCGGGACAGAAAACAUUUCAGUGCCUGGAAUGUGAAAAAUCCUUCAUAAAAAACAGUUCUCUUCAAAAGCAUCUAAGAAGCCACUCAAAAGAGAAACCAUUUGAAUGCUCUGAGUGUGGAAAUAAAUUCAGUCUGUUGGGAAACCUUUACAGACAUCAAAAGAUCCACUGGGGAGAGGAACUGAAUAAAUGUCUGGAGGGCGGAGAGUCCUUUGGAAGACCUGGGAAUCCCCAAAGGAUGCAAGAGGGAGGAAAGGAAUAUCAAUGCUCUGAUUGUGAAAAAUCCUUCAAAACAAAUGGACAACUGCAAAGGCAUCUAAGCGUCCACUCAGGACAGAAAACACAUAAAUGCCUGGAAUGUGGAAAGAGUUUCAGUGAGAGGGGAUGCCUUUAUAGACAUCAGAGGAUCCACACAGGAGAAAAACCUCAUAAAUGCCUGGAAUGUGGAAAGACCUUCAGUCAGAAUAGCAGCCUUUAUAGACACCAAAGAAUCCACACAGGAGAAAAACCUCACAAAUGCCUGAAGUGUGGAAAGACCUUCAGACAUAGCACCAGCCUUUACGUACACAAAAGUAUCCACACAGGAGAGAAACCUUAUAAAUGCCUGGUGUGUGGAAAGAGCUUCAGUAUGAGUGGAAACCUUCGUAGACAUCAAAAGAUCCAUUCGAAUCAAUGCUUAAAGGGUGUAGAGUACUUCGGAACACCUGGCAGGCCCCGAAGAAUCCAGGAGGGAGGAAAGGAAUUUCAAUGCCCAGAAUGCGAAAAAUCCUUCAGAAGAAAAGACCAUCUUCAAAGCCAUUUAAGCAUCCACUCAGGAGAGAAACCACAUAAAUGCCCGAAGUGUGGAAAGAGCUUCAGACAUAGCAGCAGUCUUUACAUACACAAAAGAAUCCACACUGGAGAGAAACCUCAUAAAUGCCUGAAUUGUGGAAAGAACCUCAAUGAUGGGAGUAGCACUUGCAAACAUGAAACAAUCCAGCCUGGAGACAAACCAAAUAAAUGCCUGGAGUGUGGAAAGAGCUUCACUCAGAGGAGAAGCCUUUAUACACAUCAAAGGAUCCACACAGGGGAGAAACGUUAUAAAUGCCCAGAGUGUGGAAAGAGCUUUAGUCUGUUGCAAAACCUCUCUAGACAUCAAAAGAUCCACACAGGGGAAAAACGUUAUAAGUGCCUGGAGUGUGGAAAGUGCUUCAGACAAUCAGGAACCCUUUCUAGACAUCAAAAGAUCCACUGGAGAGAGAAAUUGAAUAAAUGCCUGGAGGGUGGAGGGUCCAUUGAAAGACCCGGGAUUCCGCAAAGGAUCCAGGAGGGAAGAAAGGAAUAUCAGUGCCCGGAAUGUGAAAAAUCCUUCAAAACAAAUUCACAUUUUCAUAGGCACCUAAGGAUCCACUCAGGACAGAAACCUCACAAAUGCCUCGAGUGUGGAAAGAGGUUCACUGAGAGGGGAAGCCUUUAUAGACAUCAAAAGAUCCACACAGGAGAGAAACCUUAUAAAUGCCUGGAGUGUGGAAAGAGCUUCAGGCGGUUGGAAAACCUUUCUACACAUCAAAAGAUCCACUGGAGAGAGAAACGGAAUAAAUGUCUGAAAAGAGUAUGGAAAGAGCUUCAAUAUGAGGUGAAACCUACAUAGACAUCAAAAGGUCCAUUUGAAUAAAUUCCUGGAGGGCGGAGAGUCCUUCAGAAGACCCGGGAGACCCCGAAGGAUACAGGAGGGAGGAAAGAGAUUUCAGUGCCCGGAAUGUGAAAAAUCCUUCAAAACAAAUGGAAAUCUUAAAAUGCAUCUAAGCAUCCACUCAAGAGAUCAAUCAAUUAAAUGCCAGGAGUGUGGAAAAAGCUUCAAUCAUAGAAGCAGCU
This is a messenger RNA of Pseudonaja textilis, 1970 nucleotides long. NCBI's taxonomy places the organism in Eukaryota, Metazoa, Chordata, Lepidosauria, Squamata, Elapidae. The record is from RefSeq and is a predicted model, not a curated record.